This is a messenger RNA of Camelina sativa (false flax), 921 nucleotides long. The record is from RefSeq and is a predicted model, not a curated record. Lineage: Eukaryota; Viridiplantae; Streptophyta; Magnoliopsida; Brassicales; Brassicaceae.
AUGGAGCUGUCUCUAGGUUCUAUCGCUGGUAGCUACGCCCUACUCCCAGCCUAUAUUGGACUCUUACAGCAAACCAACCCCGGCUCUCUCUGCUACACUGAGCAUGUAGAUGAUCCCCAUGGUGCUAUGCGUUUCAAAUAUCAGUUCAUAGCUUAUGGAGCUUGCGUGAACGGGUACCAAUACAUGAGAAAAGUCGUAGUUGUUGACGCAUUUACCAUUGUCGACAGCGAGAAUGAUGAUGCGUGGGAGUGGUUCUUUCGCCACCUUUCUGCUUUCGUCCACGACACAACAGAGCUGGUUUUCAUAUCGGUCCGGCAUGCUAGCAUAUAUGCGGGAAUGCGAAAGGUCUAUAAUCAAGCACACCACUCUGCGUGCACUGUUCAUUUUUGGCGCAAUGUACGUCACCUAUACAAGCCACAAACACUAGCUGGCCUUAUGUUUGCAGCAGCGAGAGCAUUCGUUGUAGAUGACUUCAACAAGAAGUUCUUGGAAAUUCAGAGGGUGAACCCUGGGUGUGCAGCAUAUCUUGUCGAUAUUGGUAAGUCCAAAAUUUUUUGGAGGUCAAGAGCUGCACGUUCUGUUUCUGUUAUAGCUCCAAAGUGUCGUAAGAUUGUUGAUGAGAACUUUGAGAAUGCUAUGGCCAUGGCGGUGAGGCCAAUAAGCGACUUCGAGUUCCAAAUUCAGAUCAGAGCUGGUGAAUGUUACACCGUCAAAUUGGUUGAGGGAACUUGUUCCUGUAAUGAGUUCCAGUGUCUAAGCAUCCCUUGUGCUCACGCUAUCGCGGCAGCGACACGCCUUGGUGUUUCAAUUGAAAAUUUCAUUGAUGUUGCCUACUAUGAAGAGACAAUAAGGCAUUCCUAUGAAGAGAAGAUAACCUAUUCCAUCUGUGGGUGGAAACUCUUCGGCAGGAUCAACCUCUAG